Messenger RNA from Pygocentrus nattereri (red-bellied piranha), 555 nucleotides. RefSeq names its product interleukin 26 (gene il26). The record is from RefSeq and is a predicted model, not a curated record. Lineage: Eukaryota; Metazoa; Chordata; Actinopteri; Characiformes; Serrasalmidae. The coding region runs from base 1 to 555 and encodes 184 amino acids. The transcript has 5 exons.
AUGCGCUGGACGAUCUUGACCCUCCUGGCCUUAGCUGCCCUCAUACACACCUGCCCAGGUGCGAAGAACAGGAGGGAUGCCCAGGUGGACUGCUUGGCCAGGUGCAUCCGUCCGAAAAUGAUCAAUGAUAUGAUGAAUACUUUAAAGGACAUCAGCAGAUCUUUGCCAAAUGUCAACAAUGAACAGAACAGAAAACAACGAUAUGUACCUAAAGUCUACAUUAAGAAGAUGAACGUCGCUGACAUCAACAAGAUUCUGGAAAUCUUCGAGGAUCAUGUGUUCAAGAAGCUGUGGAACAGUGAAACAAAGGAUCCUAAGAGCUUCACCCACGCCUUCAAUACAUUAAAAGACAGCAUGGAGCGCUGUAAGGAUCGUGGUCAAGUAACACUUACUCGCAACACAAGGGAGACGAUAAAGAACAUGGAAGAACGAUUCAAAAUGCUGAGUGCAGAUGAGCUGUGGAGGGCAGCAGGAGAUUUUCAGAUAGUACUGGAAUGGAUCAGUUUUUAUAUAGGCAAAAAAUCUCUGCCAUACAAACACCUGAGGUCUCCUUGA